UCUAAGAAUGGCCUCCCUGAGCUCCAGCCUCUGGAAUGAAACCACUACAUCUGUUUAUCAGUACCUUGGCUUUCAAGUUCAAAAAAUUUACCCUUUCCAUGAUAACUGGAACACUGCGUGCUUUGUCAUUCUGCUUUUAUUUAUAUUUACAGUGGUAUCUUUAGUGGUGCUGGCUUUCCUUUAUGAAGUUCUUGACUGCUGCUGUUGCGUGAAAAACAAAACUGUGAAAGACAUGAAAAGCGAACCUAACCCUCUUAGAAGUAUGAUGGACAACAUCAGAAAACGUGAAAUUGAAGUGGUCUAG
Molecule: messenger RNA, 304 nt
Organism: Diceros bicornis minor
Lineage: Eukaryota; Metazoa; Chordata; Mammalia; Perissodactyla; Rhinocerotidae
Gene: SMIM18
Product: small integral membrane protein 18
Exons: 1
Coding region: 8-304 (98 amino acids)
Source: RefSeq, a predicted model, not a curated record